GGGGCGCCAUGGCUGCAACUCAAACGACCACUAUAGAAACAGUCAGCGUUGUGAGGCCAUUAAAGGUAAUAUCUCUGAUUUGUCUAUGCGUCGCCAUAGCUCUCUCUAUAGUUUCGCUCUGUUCAACGUGGUGGUUACGUUCCGGCUCAUUCCGAACAGGACUCUUUUUGGAGUGCACAUCGUCUAGUGAACCAUCACAUGCACCACCACUCCGAGAAGCACCGCUUCCAGGGAAAUGUCAUGCUCCGGCCAGAGAUAGUGGUUAUAUCAAAGCUGUCGCUGCACUGAUGAUUAUUGCCCUGAUCUUCACAGCUGUCGCUUUCUUCCUGAACAUUUGCGGCCUAAGCAAAUCUGACAUUCGGCGGAAGUACAUCUACUACAAGUUCGCCACCUAUUUGGCCAUUCUUGCAGUCUUGCUAGAGCUGACAGCCCUCAUCGUAUUUCCAGCAUGUUUCUAUGUGAAAAUGAAAGAAUAUGGAUCACGAAGAGAUUGGGAGGUUGACUGGUCCUAUGGAUUAGCAUGGGGUGCCACGUUAUUCACAUUCGGUGCUUCGUUAUUACUGAUAUGCGACAAGGAACAUGAAGAAGUUUAUUACAAAGAAAAAACCAUCUACAACCCACCACCGGAGCUCAUGAAUUAGGAUCCCGAAGUGCGGGGCAUUAUAUUUUCUAAAACUUCAUUUGGUCUCAUAGGGCAAACCAUUAUCAGUAAUCUACUGAUGAUAACGUACAUGCACAUUUAAACAUUUAUCGUUUAUACUUUCAUAAAGGGUACUCGCGAUACACUGAUCGAUAAUCGAUCGACACUGAAUUGUUCUCACCACAUUGCCAGUUUCAACUAUUUACUAUAGCUAACCAGGAGCGUUUCACUGCUAGUCAAGUACAAUAGUAUUGUUAUUUGAUGAAGAAAAAGAUUUUAAAAAAUCUACCAAGUAUAGUAUACUUUAUGCACGUGUAUAACACAUCAUCAUCACCCUUGUUAUCUUGAUUUUAACAAUCUUUUUUUUUGUACUUUUUGUUGCAAGUUGCAUUUGUGUGUUCAUCUUUACAACACGGUGAUUUUUCAUUAUAUUGUAGAAAUAGAUUUCUACUUAGUGCUUGUUGAACCCUUUGAGAAGGUCACAUGUGAUGUUUGAUCCGGAUUUUCCUAUUUUUUGAAGUUUUUUCUUGAUUGAUUUCAUUUGAACGCUGAUGUCAUUUGUAUAUAUUGCAGAUAAUAA
Molecule: messenger RNA, 1220 nt
Organism: Cylicocyclus nassatus
Lineage: Eukaryota; Metazoa; Nematoda; Chromadorea; Rhabditida; Strongylidae
Source: the annotation of a GenBank genome assembly